Messenger RNA from Volvox carteri f. nagariensis, 1844 nucleotides. RefSeq lists its product as uncharacterized. The record is from RefSeq and is a predicted model, not a curated record. The transcript has a single exon. The coding region runs from base 1 to 858 and encodes 285 amino acids. Lineage: Eukaryota; Viridiplantae; Chlorophyta; Chlorophyceae; Chlamydomonadales; Volvocaceae.
AUGUCCACCGUGUCGACAGCAAUCCCGUCAAAAAAGCGUGCGGCCGCUGAUGGCUCCGCCGUAUUGUGCCAAGCUUCGAAGAAGACUGCAAUGGAUAUGACUUGGCCUGCGUCUGGCUCCAUGGGCAGCAUCCCAGGCUGGCAAUAUCCCCCUCUUCCCAUUGGGAUGAUUCCACCGAUGCCUUAUUGCAUGGCGGGCAACCCGUUUUUCCCCUUCAUGGGUAUGUUUCCACCGUUUUGGCUUCCUGCGGCCGCUAUGGCGGCAGCGGCGAUGCCAGCAUUAGCCGCGGCGUCCGCAACCAACACUUGCGUUGCCCCUGUUGUUCCCAACAUUCCUGGUUCGGCAACGGGCCCGACGGCUGCAGCGGUGAUGUGGCCCAUGAUGUCAGGCACGGUCGCUUCUCAGCCGGUAUCGUCGGUGGCAGCACCCAUGCCGGUGCCAGCCCGCUCGAAUUCGGGUGCCUCGUCGCCGACGGCUAUCCCGUCCGCGUCGUGCACGAACACCGUACCAACCGUCGGCGCUGGCCGGUCGGCGGCGUCACCGCCGCUGUUGGCUGCUUCGCCGGGCUCCGUCUGCAACGGUGGCCUGCAGCAACCCUCCGAGGAUCCAGAGUUCGCGAACUUCAUCGACUCUUUUCUGCUUUCCGAGGACGGUGACCUUGCCCUGCAUGGUGGUGAUGGCGACCUUGCUAUGCCUUUCCCAGAUGGCAUGAAGGUGUUCCAGUCUGGCGACUUUCUGAGCUCGGGUGGUAGCAAUGCAAGCGACGCAACAACGGAUGACGUUGCUUGCCUGGCGCGCAAUGACUCGCAUUGCCUUCUCAGCCUCCUGGGUGAUGACAUCGAUCUUACUGUUCUGUGAUUUGGACUAUGCGAUGUAUGAGCUUCAAGAUACAAUGUAUGCCAAGAACGCGUUGCACUGGGUGAUUUGUGGCUAGGUGCUAAGAGGAAUGGACUGGAGUUCUGUCUUCGAGGGAAGCUCUGAAGUUUUGCAUGGUUUUUGAAAUUUGCGUGUCGAGAGGCGGUCUGGAGUGGCUAACUAUUGAAAUGGUUUAAAUGGAUGCAAAAAGGAUGAUUUAAUUAGCAGUUGGACACUGAUUGUCUAGAUUGCUUUGCAUAGGUGUGAGCACUGUUCUGUACCGGCUAUUUGGCUGUGCAUGAGCAUGGGCAUGCCGCGCACCUUUGGGUGCUUAUAUGAUUUUGCGGGCCGAAUACGGGUUCUAGGACGUGGCGGGGCUGCGAUGCAUGUGAGGAUCUACAACGGCCAGUCCUUUUUUGACUUCUGUACGGUUCUGACUCUUGUCUUGAGUGAUGCAUUACUGAGGAUAAUGGAGGCCAGCUUCAGAAAGGCGAUUUUGGCGUGCUCAUUCGCCGUGGCGUCUGCAGCAUUCUGCUUAGUAAUGGCGCUCUACAUUCCAAACGCGGAAUGCUGUUUUUUUUAAGUGCCGCGGUUUAUGUUUGUGCUUUGGUCGCUUUUUGGUGGCACUUGCGCGAGCAAGCGCAUGCGUGUUGAUGGCACGUUGAGGCAUCGUGUAUGAGCAGGGUAGCGGAGAAGGCAUGUGUCGUUGUGAAGGCUUUGUGGCGCGUUCACUAGCGACGGCCAUGCGUGCACGUUGGUGCAUGCACUUGUUUGGGCCUGUUGCAGUUACAGCAAGUUUCGGCUUUUGUCCUUAUCUACCCUAAGAGAAGAUAAUCAUUAUCAAUAUUGUGCUUUACCGGUUUGUAUCUGGAUUGUUCUUGUUUAUGCGGUUGUAUGGACUGGUUGCUGUCCAUGCGAAGAGGACAUCCUAUUCUGCUGUCUGUUAAUAAUGUUUCCGGUCCCAAGGCGACUCCUCAGAGGCUUGGGCU